Molecule: messenger RNA, 2173 nt
Organism: Haliotis rufescens (red abalone)
Lineage: Eukaryota; Metazoa; Mollusca; Gastropoda; Lepetellida; Haliotidae
Exons: 12
Coding region: 188-1462 (424 amino acids)
Biological process (GO): carbohydrate catabolic process
Molecular function (GO): carbohydrate binding; hydrolase activity, hydrolyzing O-glycosyl compounds
Source: RefSeq, a predicted model, not a curated record
CCAUACGUCAGUCGUCGCUCAUUUAAAAGCUAUGGCAUGUCCUGGACAAACACUCUAAUGACAAAACUUGUGAAAGAAACCCGCGUUGAAGUUCACUCACACAAGAACACUAAGUCAUCUUUAAUAGAACGGUGAACGUCACACAAAACCAGCGUCUGCUGUAACAGUCGUCCGCCAUUUUGAAACAAUGGCUAUGGGUGCCUCAUCGUCAGCUAUUGUUGUCACCGCUGUGGUGGCAGCAUUGGCUAUGGGUGCUGGACUUAUUAUAGGAUACCUUCUCCGUCCCCAGGUGUCGAAUAGGCAGAGCUUUGACUUUAACACAGUGAGAAAUAGGACACUUGGUAGAUUGCUCCAGACCUGUGGAGAUGCGGCGAGGGAUGAGCCAGAGAUUCAGAGGUACUUGCUUUCUCACGAGAUCGAGGCGUGCAAGGCAUACACCUGCAGUGUGCCCCUCCCCAAGACAUAUCAGGUGUACCAUCUGCUCGGGGCUAAGAUCGAGGUUGACGGCCGUCUGGACGAGAAGGCAUGGCAGGAGGUUGCCUGGAGUCAAACAUUUAUUGAUAUCAAGGGAAGCGACUACCCGGCGCCGAGGUUCCAGACUAAUGUCAAGGUACGGUGGGAUGACGAGAACCUGUACGUAGCUGCCUAUCUCGAGGAAACCGACGUCUGGGCCAACAGGUCCCUGCAUGAUACCACAGUUUACCAGGACAAUGCAUUUCAGGUGAUGCUAGACACUGAACAGAGCAACCAUAAAUACAAAGAAAUAACAAUGAACGCAUUGGGAACAGUAUCCGAUAUCAUGCUGACGAGGCCAUAUAUGGAUGACGGAGAGCCCCUCAGUUUCUGGGAGAGUGACGUCAUAAGAGGGGUCCACAUAGACGGACCAAUCAAUGACCCCAACGUAAAAAAUAAAUUCUGGACGCUGGAAAUGUCUAUUCCAUUUAAAACGCUUUUCGCUGGAAUCAAGAGAAACUCGGAUGUACCAAAUGAUAGAGAAACAUGGAGGGCGAACUUCGUCAGAUCCGAGUGGAUGACAGAAGUUGUUGGAGGAAAAUAUCACAAGAGACUAGAUAUGGAGGCCGACUGGUGGGUGUGGAGUUCACCCGGGGUGUCCAACAUUCAUCUACCCGACAAAUGGGGUCUCCUCCAGUUCAGGAAGCUGCCUGUCAACUCCACACAGUUCGUCACAUCUACUGACUGGGUCACACGGAACGCACUGCUGGAGGUCUACCGAGCUGAGAAGGCAUACAGGGCUACUACAGGAAGAUACACCGAUAAACUGGAGCUGUUAAAACUACCACCAUAUGUGUUGUCCAAGAGGUGUGUCCGUGAUAUGGAGGUUAAAUUAGACUGGGGAGGCUUCAGGGCAACAGCGUUUCCUGUUGACGAGAAGAUGAAGGAAGGCCACACGCGGACGGACAGAUACGUAUGGUUCGGCGAGAACAAUGAGGAAUUAUACUGAGACACGACCACAAGGACACUCGGACACUUGGAAUCUCGGACAUAGUGGUGAUACUCAAAAGAUGAACAGAUUUGUGGUGGAGUAUUGGAAUUAACAAUUCCUUGGUGCCAAACACUUGGUAGGUUCAGAUGCCGCAACGUGCUGAGAGACACACGCUGAUGCCCUUUCCACGACAACUACCCACAACGGAUGUGAUCACAACGUGGGACACUUGUUGAAGUUAUGUCCACUGCAUUACCGUUGUGAUUUGGCAGAACCGUUAUACUGUACCAAAUAUAUGAAACGCCAGGUCAUGUUUUAAAUGGCAGAAAACAUCUGUAUGUAGAUAGAUUUGAUUAUUAACACGUAUGUAUACAGACAACUGUCUUGUGAUUAUUGGGAAUGAUAAUAUGUAACUCUCGACCUUUUUACAGGACAGACGCACGAUAUAUCUUGAAGGUUUUGUAUAUAUUUUAGAUAAUUGAUUUGUAAAAAAAUACUUAAAACAGCCUGUGGACGUAUAUUAUAUCGCACUCUGCUGACAGGUCACACUGUAUAUAGAAUAGAACGAUCUUACAUGGGACUGAUACAUCAUGAACGCAUUGUCAGAGAAUAAACACAGUUCUUGUGUUCCAAUUCAUCGCGACAAGGAAACACGUGCUGUGUUUGACAUGGAACCCACACGAAAGCAUUUGAGUUUAAUCAGGCUGAAUAAAGAUCUUUUUGCAUAUA